AUGUUAUUAAACUUUGCUUCUCUUAUCUCUACACUUGUGUUUCCAGACAAUAGCACUAGACAGCCCUACCCACCCAGGCAUAAUCCAUAUACCAAAAAUUCUAAAACCUGGCACUAUUAUAUAUAUGAUAAACGUGGUCACCUAGCACACAACUAUUUGACCAAAUAUCCUAAUCAAAGUAACUAUAAUAGAUUUAAUAGGCCUGAAAAUAGAAGAGUAAAUAUAGCUUGGAUUAAUGAUAAACAUUUAUAUAGUAAAGAGCAAGUGAAUAGUGAGGUUAAGGAUUGUCAUCAACCCUAUAAUAAGGACUAUAAGGCCUAUAGAAAAGGAGUAACAGAGCCUCAAGAAGAGUAUAAUUUAAAAUAUUGCACCAAGCCCAGUCUUAUUCAAGUAGAUACAAAGGUUGCGAAGUUGACACCUGUAAAGAAAUUAAGAAUGAGAAGGCAACUAUCAACAGUUAUACCUACCAUCUAUUUGGACAACCAACCCUUAGUUGAUAAUAGUGAAGAAUCAGAUAGCUUAGAUGACUUGGUAGAUGAACUCGAGUUCAAAAAAGAGGAGUUAUUAGAGUUAAAAAUCUAUUACUUGGAAGAAUUAGAGUUAGAUAGUAUAAGAGUUGGAAAGAGUCUAGAUCAUCUAGAUGAAGAAAAUAUGACAAUAGUUAAUGCCUUAUUAGAAAUAAAUAAAGGUAUUUUUGCAGAAAAUAUUGCUGAGGAAGCCAAACCAAUUAAGCAAACCUAUUACUAUACUUCCAAGAAUAAACAAGAGUUCUUGUUUAGAGAAGUUAUAAUCAUAAAGAAAAAAGAUGUUGUUAGGAAGUGUAAGAGUAGCCUCUAG
Dentiscutata heterogama is the source of this 837-nucleotide messenger RNA. The record is from the annotation of a GenBank genome assembly. NCBI's taxonomy places the organism in Eukaryota, Fungi, Glomeromycota, Glomeromycetes, Diversisporales, Gigasporaceae.